Vicugna pacos (alpaca) is the source of this 2892-nucleotide messenger RNA. RefSeq names its product ectonucleoside triphosphate diphosphohydrolase 3 (gene ENTPD3). Gene Ontology annotation, cellular component: plasma membrane. The record is from RefSeq and is a predicted model, not a curated record. Gene Ontology annotation, biological process: nucleoside diphosphate catabolic process. NCBI's taxonomy places the organism in Eukaryota, Metazoa, Chordata, Mammalia, Artiodactyla, Camelidae. Gene Ontology annotation, molecular function: GDP phosphatase activity; UDP phosphatase activity; ribonucleoside triphosphate phosphatase activity.
CGGCACUGCCGCAGCGCCGGUCGCCUUCAUCUGGUCGUCAGCGCACAGGUGAGGACAGGGGAUCUUGCGCCCGAGCCGCCACGGAAGGAGCGAGAAGCUUCAUAAGGCUGAGAACAGGGAAGGAAGGAAACGGAAUCGGAUUCCUCAGGGGGCAAGUGGGAGGGACCGAAGGACGCGAGCCCCACAUCCUUGGGCGGCGGGGAGGUGGUCCCUACUGUGCCCAGAGACGUGGGCGCGUCUUUACGGAGCGCUUCUUCGGGUCUGGAGAUGCGCUGGGCUCUUGGCUACCUUGGCUGUGCCGAGACGCAGUCCAGCGUGGGGCCUCCCAGAUUCUGGAGCGCUGGAUCCCAGGGACCCGACAUCCCUUUGCAAUAGUCGCCAGCCAGCAGCCACAUACACCCGCCCUGGGUCUUGAAAGGGUUACCUCGGGCUCGCGGGUCACGACUAUACACAGAAACUUCCCUUGUUGGUGUCCUUUGGAGAACAGCCCUGUCUCUGCUCUGUGGAUAUUAAUAAUCGGUGGAAGAUUUGUUCUGUCCAGAGAGGUCUGUACAGCUGGAAGGAAAGAUGUUCACUGGACUGACCCGCCAACCUUGUGAGCAAGCAGGCCUCAAGGGCUUCUCCCGAACUCCAGCCAUCAUUACCUUUGUGGUCUUGCUUUUGAGCACUGUGGUACUUGUGACUAUCACAGUCAUCCAGAUUCACCAGAAGGAGGUCCUCCUUCCAGGACUGAAGUAUGGAAUCGUGCUCGAUGCCGGGUCUUCCAGAACCACAGUCUAUGUGUAUCAGUGGCCAGCAGAGAAGGAGAAUAAUACUGGAGUGGUCAGCGAAACCUUCAAAUGUAGUGUAAAAGGCUCUGGGAUCUCCAGCUAUUGGAAAAAACCCCAAGAUGCCCCCAAAGCCUUUGAGGAUUGCAUGCAAAAAGUCAAGAGGCAGGUUCCAGCCCACCUUCAUGGAUCCACUGGCAUUUACCUGGGGGCCACGGCUGGGAUGCGCUUGCUAAGGUUGCAAAACGAAACAGCAGCUAAUGAAGUCCUUGCAAGCAUCCAAAACUACUUCAAGUCUCAGCCCUUUGAUUUUAGGGGUGCUCAAAUCAUUUCUGGGCAAGAGGAAGGGCUAUAUGGAUGGAUUACAGCCAACUAUUUAAUGGGAAAUUUCCUGGAGAGGAACCUGUGGCAUAUGUGGGUGCAUCCGAAUGGAGCAGAGACCGUUGGUGCCCUGGAUUUAGGUGGUGCUUCCACUCAAAUAUCCUUUGUGGCAGAAGAAAAGGUGGGGCAGAACAACAGCAGCACCACGGUGUCCCUGUACGGCUACAAGUAUAUGCUCUACACACACAGCUUCCAGUGCUAUGGCCGGAAUGAGGCUGAGAGGAGGUUUCUGGCACUCCUCCUUCAGAAUUCUACCACCAAAACCAAGGUAACCAACCCCUGUUACCCUCGGAAUUACACCACCACCUUCAUUGGGGCAGAUGUGUUUGGCAGCUUGUGCACGGCGGACCUGAGACCUAAAAGUCAUGACCCCAGCAUCAUCACUUUUGAAGGAACCGGAGACCCAUCACUGUGUAGGGAAAAGGUGGCCUCCCUAUUUAACUUUAAGGCUUGCCAUGACCAAAGAAACUGUUCCUUUGAUGGGGUUUAUCAGCCAAAAGUUAAAGGAUCAUUUUUGGCUUUUUCGGGACUCUACUACACAGCCAGUGCUCUCAACCUUUCGGGUAGCUUUUCCCUGCACACCUUCAACUCAAGCACAUGGAAUUUCUGCUUACAGGACUGGAGUCAGCUCCCGCUGCUGCUCCCCAGGUUUGAUGAGGAGUAUGCCCGCUCCUACUGCUUCUCAGCCCACUACAUCUACCACUUGCUUGUACAUGGAUACAAGUUCACCGAGGAGACCUGGCCCAAGAUACACUUUGAAAAAGAAGUGGGGAACAGCAGCAUAGGCUGGUCUCUUGGCUACAUGCUCAGCCUGACCAACCAGAUCCCAGCUGAAAGCCGCCUGAUCCGCCUGCCCAUCCAGCCAUCUGCCUUUACAGGCAUCGUCGCCUUCUUCGCAGCAGUUGCUUUGCUGUGUCUGACAUAUCUUGUGUACCUGUGUGUGUCAUCCAGGAAUCAGAGGCGCUCCCAGAAUUCCUUGGACCACGUGGUGGAUUCUGAGUGAGCCUGACAAAGUGGCUCCUGGAGCCCGAGGGCUGUCCAGAACCAGCCUGGGGGCACCAGAUAAUGCAAGCCAAAUGUCCAUCUUCGGAAAAUACAAGUAAAGCCAAAUACCUAAGUCGUGUGCCUCUCAGAUACUGAUUUAUGCCAAAGCACCUCUUGGGGAGCCCCUCAAUCACUCUGUGCACACUGCUCCACCGCAGACCCCACCACCCACUAGCUGACCUUUUAGGGAACAGAGGCGAGACAGGCCAUCAAGGUAGGGCUUUUUAUUCCAAGUGCCCCAGAAGAAGAGUAAGUUGAGAACAUGAUAGUUUGAUGUCAGAGAACCGACCUCAGGGCUCAGUUUGCAUUUACCCCCUUCAAAAAUGCCGUAUUCAUCCCAGCAGGUAUGGAAGCUGGCAGGUGUCUAGUAAGCAUUUGGCCCAGUCAGAUAUCUCAUUUUAUGGCUUCCUGUCAUUGGUCCUUAACUAAGACUUCUUCUAGCAACCUCAUAAACAAUGAGCUCCCUCAGAUGGGUAGAAUAUCUUAUCUGGGGGAGAAGCCUCCUGUAACCUGAGGACAGUGGCCACAGCCAAGCUUCUGUCAUGGGGACAGAUCCUGAAGGACAGAGACACACAGAACAUCUCCCAGAAAACUGCAGGCCCCUCGUGAAGUGGGGUCCCACUCAGGGCUCUGGGCAUUAGAUCGCCACCUGUUGUGUUUCAUCCUCUUUACCUGUCCCCCUUCCCAUUAAGGUGUCUCU